This is a messenger RNA of Eurytemora carolleeae, 1953 nucleotides long. Its product is annotated as F-box only protein 30. The coding region runs from base 10 to 1746 and encodes 578 amino acids. Gene Ontology annotation, molecular function: protein binding; zinc ion binding; ubiquitin protein ligase activity. NCBI's taxonomy places the organism in Eukaryota, Metazoa, Arthropoda, Copepoda, Calanoida, Temoridae. The transcript is spliced from 24 exons. The record is from RefSeq and is a predicted model, not a curated record.
CAGAUACAAAUGGAAGUACAUGCGCACUGUGAGACAUGUCUCAGUAUGCACUGUAAUGAAGAGACACUCUGUAAGGUUGUGGUCUGUUUAAACAACUGUGGGAUGAGAUUACAUUCCUGUAAAAUGACAGAUCAUAUUCAGGAAAUCUGCAAUGAUGCGAGGGUUCCGUGUUUAAAUAACCAGUAUGGCUGUAAAUACAAGCUUAGAAGGUUUGAGCUGAAAGAACAUUUACAACGAUGUCCUGCAAGUACUGUAGAGUGUGGUUUCGUUUGGAACAGGUUACCAUUAUACCUGGCAAGGUUUACAGAACUUCAAGGCUGUGCUGAGGGUCAACUUGAUUACGAGAUUGCUCUGAGAGAUCAGAGAGCAGAGCAAACUCUUGCUCUAGUACCUCGCAGAGCUAAGGUUCAGCUCCGGAACUUCUUGACAAAAAGGUUCCCGGUAGUUCCAGUUCCAAGGAGUUCCAGAAGAACAGGUUACAAGGGAGAUAAAUCUGUUCCUGAUAAGGUGUAUAUAGUGGACGCAGAGGGAGAACUUGGCGCAGACUUUAAAUCAUACAGAAAGCAGCACGCCCAUCAAGAAGAGGCUUGGAGGGAAGAUUUGAAAGAACGAGUGGGAAAAACAUCAAUUCCAAGGUACUGGGAAGUGCCUGAGACAAGAAAAGGAGGUGUACAUAACCAUUGCAGUACAUGCAUCCUUAGCAACUGUACUCUCGGUCGGCACUUUGAUCCGUCUCUCUGGAGAGAGUCCUGUCCCCAGGUAGACUGCAGAUGGAGGUGUGGAGCUAGAUACCAUUCAUGCAAGACAGGGGAGCAUAGACUUCUCUGUAAGGGGUAUAUUGAAGAGGAUGAAUUUGAUUGGAUAAAACGUCUGGAAGAAACACAGCCAAUAGAAGAAGGAUCUCAGGACACUGUAUCAUCUUUAAAAGACAUUUCACAAAACAGAGUUCAAGUAGAAGACAAACUUAGUACUGAUUGUCUCCAGUCCCCACCUCCCCCUCCCCAACCUCUCCCAUAUCAUGCAACUGGUCACCCUGCUCUGUACCUGAACCUACAGGUUGAACAUAUACACAGGAUGCAUGUGAAACCUGUUCAAAUGCGGAACUUUAUUUGCGGAGGAGUUUUUAGACGAGAUGAGAUUGCAGACCAUACAAUCAACAUUCAUCAGCAAAUACAGUGUGGUUUAGAGAGUAGAUGGUUGAUGGGUAGAUGUCCAUUACAGUUUCUAGGUUGUAAUUUCUCAUACAAAAUGAUGUCACCCUUCUCACAUCAUGGCUCUGUACGGUUUUCCAGACUGGAUGAAACAUUUUACUGUGAAAUAGAAACUGGGAUUCAGAGGAACAAUAAAAAGGUAUCUGGGUUGGAUACUUUUCCUACAGAACUUCUUCUCUAUAUUAUCUCCUUCCUAGAUCCAAUCUCUAUACGGAACCUUAGUCUAACAUGCUCCAGGAUACGCCAGAUUUGUAAAACGAAAGUUUACACCAGGGGUAUGGUUCAGCUGUCCUGGUCUAAACAAAGGAAUACAGGACGGAGAAGAGAUAGGAAUUCUUGGGAUGUGUCGGGAUUUGUCUGGUCUUUUUCUACAGCUAUGCAACCAAUACACAUAUGGGUCAGGGAGGAUUCAGGAAAACUGGAAGAACACAUGAAAACCUGUUUUCAAAACAAAAAAACAAAAAUAAAAGCGGUUUCUCCAAACAAACUUUUUGUAAAAGAAUUAGAAUCUCGGCUGUGUCGAGUGAUUAAAUAAUGUAUGGUUGUUUUAGUUAUAUAGUUGUGUUAAAUAUAAACAGUUAGAUAAAAGUAUUUUUUAUCAUAAAUAAUACAAAAAUAUUUACGGCAAAUCCUGAUUUGUUUCGUACGAUUCAACAACACUAACACAUUUUUGUGAGCUUCAGAACUCGUUCAUAAAAUUAUAUAUUACUGCAAUUGUUUAAUCUUAACUCACACAAACAAG